GUCUCGGGAGCGCGCUGACUGGGCGACUGCCUAGCUGAGACUUGCGGGCCUGGGGGCUUCCGGCCGCGUGUCGCCGUGUUGCCCGCCUCGUCGUCAGCGCAGCCGGCCUGACAUCAGGCCCGAGGCCGGGUCGCCAUGGACUUCUCCAAGUUCCUGGCUGACGACUUCGACGUGAAGGACUGGAUCAACGCGGCCUUCAGGGCAGGCCCCAAGGAGGCGGCGGUGGGGAAGGCGGACAGCCACGCGGCCACCCUGGUGAUGAAGCUGCAGCUGUUCAUCCAGGAGGUGAACCACGCCGUGGAGGAAACAAGUCUCCAGGCCCUUCAGAACAUGCCCAAAGUGCUCCGUGAUGUGGAAGCCUUGAAGCAGGAGGCCUCUUUUCUGAAAGAACAGAUGAUUCUUGUCAAGGAGGACAUUAAGAAAUUUGAGCAGGACACCUCACAGUCCAUGCAGGUGUUGGUUGAAAUCGACCAGGUGAAGUCUAGAAUGCAGCUUGCCGCUGAGUCUCUUCAGGAAGCAGACAAGUGGAGCACGCUGAGUGCUGAUAUUGAGGAGACGUUUAAGACUCAAGAUAUAACUGUGAUUUCUGCCAAGCUAACUGGUAUGCAGAAUAGCUUGAUGAUGCUUGUUGAUACACCAGACUACUCAGAAAAAUGUGUGCACUUGGAGGCUCUGAAGAAUAGGCUGGAGGCUCUGGCCAGCCCCCAGAUUGUGGCAGCGUUCACCUCUCAAUCUGUAGAUCAGUCUAAAGUAUUUGUGAAGGUUUUUACUGAAAUUGACCGGAUGCCCCAGCUCCUUGCAUACUACUACAAGUGUCAUAAGGUCCAGCUUUUAGCAGCUUGGCAAGAGCUGUGCCAGAGUGACCUUCCCCUGGAUCGGCAGCUCACUGGCCUCUACGAUGCCUUGCUUGGGGCUUGGCACACGCAAACUCAGUGGACUACACAGGUUUUCAGGAACCCCCAGGAGGUGGUGACCGUGCUGCUGAUUCAGACCCUGGGAGCCUUGGUGCCUUCUCUGCCCAUGUGCCUCAGUGCAGGUGUAGAGAGGGUGGGACCUGAGCUGGAGCUCACUAGACUGCUGGAGUUCUAUGACACCACUGCCCAUUUCGCUAAGGGCCUGGAGAUGGCACUGCUCCCCCACCCACAGGACCACAAUCUUGUGAAAGUCGUGGAGUUGGUGGAUGCUGUGUAUGGUCCCUACAAACCCUACCAGCUAAAUUAUGGCAACAUGGAGGAAAGCAACCUUCUCAUACAGCUCAGCGCCGUGCCUUUGGAGCACGGGGAAGUGAUUGACUGUGUGCAAGAGCUGAGCCACUCUGUGAACAAGCUUUUUGGCCUGGCGUCUGCAGCCGUUGACAGAUGUGCCAGAUUCACCAAUGGCCUGGGGACCUGUGGCCUGCUGACAGCCCUGAAAUCCCUGUUUUCCAAGUAUGUGUCUGAUUUUACCAAUGCUCUCCAAUCCAUACGAAAGAAGUGCAAUCUGGACGAUAUUCCUCCCAACUCCCUUUUUCAGGAAGAUUGGACAGCUUUUCAAAACUCUAUCAGGAUAAUAGCCAGCUGUGGAGAGCUGUUGCGGCAGUGUGGAGACUUUGAGCAGCAGCUAGCAAACAGGAUCCUGUCCACAGCGGGGAAAUAUCUGUCUGACUCCUAUAGCCCUCGGAGCCUGGCUGGUUUUCAGGACAGCAUCUUGACAGACAAGAAGAGCUCUGCCAAGAACCCAUGGCAAGAAUAUAAUUACCUCCAGAAAGAUAACCCUGCUGAAUUUGCCAGUUUAAUGGAAAUACUUUAUACUCUUAAGGAGAAGGGGUCCAGUAAUCACAACCUGCUGGCUGCAUCCCGAGCAGCCCUGACCCGGCUGAACCAGCAGGCCCACCAGCUGGCUUUUGAUUCGGUAUUCCUGCGCAUCAAACAGCAGUUGCUGCUCGUUUCCAAGAUGGAUAGCUGGAACACAGCUGGCAUUGGUGAAACCCUGACAGACGAUCUGCCUGCCUUCAGCCUCACCCCUCUAGAGUACAUCAGCAAUAUCGGGCAAUACAUCAUGUCCCUGCCCCUGAAUCUUGAACCAUUUGUGACUCAGGAGGACUCUGCCCUGGAGCUGGCCUUGCAUGCUGGGAAGCUCCCGUUUCCUCCUGAGCAAGGGGAUGAACUGCCUGAGCUAGACAAUAUGGCCGAUAACUGGCUGGGCUCCAUUGCCAGAGCCACCAUGCAGACCUACUGUGACGUGAUCCUCCAGAUCCCAGAGCUGACCCCGCACUCCACCAAGCAGCUGGCCACAGACAUUGACUAUCUGAUCAAUGUGAUGGAUGCCCUGGGCCUGCAGCCAUCUCGCACCCUCCAGAACAUCGUGAUGCUCUUGAAGGCCAAGCCUGAGGAGUACAGACAGCUCAGUAAAGGCCUGCCACGCCGCCUCUCCGCCACAGUGGCCACCAUGCGUGGAGUGAAUUACUGACCAAUUCUGAGAAAAAGGUCCUCAAACAGGGACAGGGCUGCUGUCUGAAGCAUCCUUGGGGACUUUCAGGAUGGAUUCCCAGCAUCUGUCAGAGAUGGGGCAGCAUGCUUUUAAGAUACUUUUUAUUUUUACUUUUAUUUUUUUUACUGUAUAACCAAAAAAAGGUUAUAAGCCAGGCAUGGCAUGAUUGUGUAUCUAUAAUCUCAGCACUAGGGAGACAGAGGCAGGAGAUUGAUGUGAGACCAGUUUGGACUAUAGAGACCCUGUCUCAGCAGGGAAAUGACUGCAAAUGAGAAGUAUAUUGUUUAUUAGAGAGGACUUUUCAGAUGAUUUUUAAAAAUCUUACCUUAAAAAUGUGUUUAAUGAACACUGUGAAAUGAGAAAAGGACCGUUUCCUUCCCUUUCCCUGAUACCUGAGUGCUGAGUGCUGGGACGGACAAAGCCCUCCAUGGGGAGGAAGCAGCAGUGGGCAGGUAGGCAAGAACACUAGCAGUGCAAAUGCUAGGAGAAGGUGGCAGGUGGGAGGGGGUGGACAGCACCUAAAAUAGCAAAACAGGGCCCGAGGUCAGGGUCGGCCAGAGCUGCUGGAGAAGGGGCAGCAGGAAGUUAGUUGGGUGAGAUGUGGGGGCAGAUCAGUGAGGAUUUUGGCUUUUAAUUUCCUCCAUUUUUUUUAACUUUAGAGGAUGAUAUGAAUUUCAUCUUUUUUCCUCAUUGGUCUGUGGCAUCUGUACCUGUCAAGACUACAUUUAGUUUAUAAGUAAUAGAGAAUAAAAUCAU
Messenger RNA from Nannospalax galili (Upper Galilee mountains blind mole rat), 3225 nucleotides. It is a transcript of the gene Cog7, whose product is annotated as component of oligomeric golgi complex 7. Gene Ontology annotation, biological process: Golgi organization; retrograde vesicle-mediated transport, Golgi to endoplasmic reticulum; intracellular protein transport. The transcript is spliced from 17 exons. NCBI's taxonomy places the organism in Eukaryota, Metazoa, Chordata, Mammalia, Rodentia, Spalacidae. The record is from RefSeq and is a predicted model, not a curated record. The coding region runs from base 136 to 2448 and encodes 770 amino acids. Gene Ontology annotation, cellular component: COG complex.